CAGUCUGUGUUUGGAGCAGAGACUCUCCACAGGCCCAGCUAGAGAGGCCAGGGACACAGGUGGCUCUUCGAGGGCCUAACAGCCCCACAGGUCCCUGACAUGUGAGCACCUUUCUGUGCCUCAGUUUCCUCACAUGCAUCUCACUGGUGGCAAGUCUGAGGAUCAAACAGCACAGCGUACAGUAGGCACUCAGUAAGCAUUUGCUGGCACUGUUUGUUCUCAUCACAGCAACCUCAUCCCGUUCCUCCCCGGGGCAGACACUGGCCUCAGAACCCCGGCCCGGUCAUUACGAUGAGGCCCACAGCACUGGGCUCCCCAGGCCAUGCACCCCCGGAAGACGACGGACCUGUCAUGGUGAAGCUGGAGGACUCUGAGGAGGAGGGUGAGGCUGUCCCGUGGGAUCCCGGCCCAGAGGCUGCACGCCAGCGUUUCCGGCACUUUCGCUAUGAGGAGACAAUGGGUGCCCGAGAGGCCCUGGCCCGCCUCCGGGAGCUGUGCCGCCAGUGGCUGCAGCCAGAAGUGCACUCCAAGGAGCAGAUGCUGGAGUUGCUGGUGCUGGAGCAGUUCUUGGGCACCCUGCCCCCUGAGAUCCAGGCCCGCGUGCGGGGACAGUGGCCAGGCAGCCCUGAGGAGGCUGUGGCCCUGGUCGAGGGGCUGCGCCGGGAGCCGGGAGGACCCCGGAGAUGGGUCACAGUCCAAGUGCAGGGUCAGGAGGUGCUAUCAGAGAAGAUGGAGCCCUCUGACUUCCAGCCCCUCCCUCAAACCAAGCCUCGGACUCCAGAACCUGGGCCUGAGAUGCCCCCUGGGGCCAUGCAGGAGUCACCGCUGGGCCUUCAGGUGAAAGAGGAGCUCGAGGUUACAGAGGACCCAGAGCUUCUGGAUUCUGGGCCUCUAGCCAACCCCCAGGAGGCCACUUCCACUCUCCUGCCUGAGGAGGCCCAGGGCUGUAGGAUGGCGCUGGACCAGGCCCCUCCCCAGUGUGAAACCAGGCCUGAGGGGCCCUCAUGGAGGGAGCACCCUGGGGCCCUGUGGCAGGAGGAAGCCGGGAACAUCUUCUCCCCAGGGUUUGCGCUCCAGAUGGACAGCAUCUCUGCUGGCCUAGGCACUGUGAGCCCCCACCUCCACGUUCCUUGGGACCUCGGGGUGGCCGGCCUCACCAGCCGACUCCAGUCACCCUCCCGAGAAAGUAGCUUCUCGCACACGCUUGUGCUCCCCAAUGACCCGGGAGGUGAGCAGAACCCCACGGGCCUGGAUCCCCGCCAGGGCGUGGGUUCGGUGCUGGCCACCGCCCGCUGGCGCGCCCCCAGAGGUCGCAGCCGGGGCCGGGGCCGGCCCAGCACAGGCGCUGGGGCGGUGCGAGGCGGCCGCUGCGACGUGUGCGGGAAGGUGUUCAGCCAACGCAGCAACCUGCUGAGGCACCAGAAGAUACACACGGGAGAGCGGCCGUUCGUGUGUGGCGAAUGCGGCCGCAGCUUCAGCCGCAGCUCACACCUGCUGCGCCACCAGCUCACGCAUACUGAGGAGCGUCCGUUCGUGUGCGGCGACUGCGGCCAGGGCUUCGUGCGCAGCGCACGCCUGGAGGAGCACCGGCGCGUGCACACCGGUGAGCAGCCCUUCCGCUGCACCGAGUGCGGCCAGAGCUUCCGGCAGCGCUCCAACCUGCUGCAGCACCAGCGCAUCCAUGGCGACCCCCCAGGUCCCGGCGCUGCGCCCCCCACACCCCGCGACGCGCCUGAGCCCCCAGGCCCCUUCCCGUGCAGCGAGUGCCGGGAGAGCUUCGCGCGGCGCGCCGUGCUGCUGGAGCACCAGGCCGUGCACACGGGCGACAAAUCUUUCGGCUGCGUGGAGUGCGGCGAGCGCUUCGGCCGCCGCUCGGUGCUGCUGCAGCACCGGCGCGUACACAGUGGAGAGCGGCCCUUCGCCUGCGCCGAGUGCGGCCAGAGCUUCCGGCAGCGCUCCAACCUCACGCAGCACCGGCGCAUCCACACGGGUGAGCGGCCCUUCUCCUGCGCCGAAUGCGGCAAGGCCUUCCGCCAGCGGCCCACGCUCACGCAGCACUUGCGCGUGCACACGGGCGAGAAGCCCUUUGCCUGCCCCGAGUGCGGCCAGCGCUUCAGCCAGCGUCUCAAGCUCACGCGCCACCAGCGGACGCACACGGGUGAGAAGCCGUACCACUGCAGCGAGUGCGGCUUGGGCUUCACGCAAGUCUCACGGCUCACCGAGCACCAGCGCAUCCACACGGGUGAGCGGCCCUUCGCCUGCCCUGAAUGCGGCCAGAGCUUCCGGCAGCACGCCAACCUCACGCAGCACCGGCGCAUCCACACGGGUGAGCGACCCUACGCGUGCCCCGAGUGCGGCAAGGCCUUCCGCCAGCGGCCCACGCUCACGCAGCACUUGCGCACCCACCGGCGCGAGAAGCCCUUCGCCUGCCAGGACUGUGGCCGCCGCUUCCACCAGAGCACCAAGCUCAUCCAGCACCAGCGCGUCCACAGUGCAGAGUAGUUAGCGCUCACUAGACCCUUCUCUGCAUCCACCUCGGUCCUCUGUGUGGGAGAGGGUAGAACACCUACCUCACAGGGUUGUUGUGAGGCCUGCGAUCGCUUCGGUACAAGCAGGCCCGCCCAGGGUCUGACCCCCAGUAGGUGCUCAAUAAACAGUAGACGGAACC
This is a messenger RNA of Ceratotherium simum simum (southern white rhinoceros), 2668 nucleotides long. It is a transcript of the gene MZF1, whose product is annotated as myeloid zinc finger 1. Gene Ontology annotation, molecular function: DNA-binding transcription factor activity, RNA polymerase II-specific; RNA polymerase II cis-regulatory region sequence-specific DNA binding. Gene Ontology annotation, cellular component: nucleus. Gene Ontology annotation, biological process: regulation of transcription by RNA polymerase II. NCBI's taxonomy places the organism in Eukaryota, Metazoa, Chordata, Mammalia, Perissodactyla, Rhinocerotidae. The record is from RefSeq and is a predicted model, not a curated record.